GUGCCUCGUCCACAGAAAAAAAAAACAAAGACCCCCCCCCCUCUUCUUUUAUUCUCUCCCGUCGGCUCAGGACAAAAUAUGGAGAAGUACGAGCAGGUUUUGUGUCUGGGCAGGGGAGGAGCAGCAGACGUGUUCCUGAUGAGGCAUGUGGAGCGUAAGAGCCUGCACGCAGUGAAGAGGGUAAAAGUGGAGGACACAAGGGCAGCAAAAACCCACAGGGCAAUCCUCCAAGAGGCUGACAUCAUCAGGAAGCUGCAGCACCCUCACAUAGUGAAGUGCAGCGACGCCUUUGUGAACUCUGAUGAUGGAUUUAUUUACAUUGUGAUGAACUACUGCGAUGGUGGGACACUAGAUGACAGAGUUAAAGGGAGGAAAGCAGAUGAGCUCUUCUCAGAGGGCACCGUGAUGGGGUGGUUUGCGCAGGUUGUCGUGGCUGUGAAUUACAUACACGCGGCUAAAAUACUACACAGGGACAUCAAAACCUCCAAUGUGCUGCUGACCAAGCAAGGCGUAGUGAAGUUAGGGGACUUUGGGAUAUCCAGAGUGAUGACGAACACAGCCGAUAUGGCCUCCACGUGUGUUGGGACACCCAGUUACCUCAGUCCUGAGCUUUGCCAGGAUGUCCCCUACAGCUCCAAGUCAGAUAUCUGGGCUCUUGGCUGCCUGCUGUACGAGCUCUGUGCUCUCAAACCUCCGUUUGCAGCCACAAACCUCUUGAGUCUGUUCUACAAGAUCACCAAAGGAGAGUACGAUCCUGUGGCCAACUUCUACUCUGACAGCGUCUCGUCUUUGAUCCAGACGAUGCUCUGCCUCAACCCAGAAAACAGGCCAAGUGCUGCCUGUAUACUUAGCAGCGGGUGUGUGCAAGAACACCUAGAGUCUUUCAAACGCACAGAGGCUUUCUGUGCUUCUGUGAUUGAAUCUAAAGGGGAGAGCUGUGACUUUAAUAUAGGAGGAAAACACACAGACAGUCAGUCCCACUCAUGGGAAGAUGAAGACCUCAAUAUGAAAGCCAGUUCCAGUUAUGUGGAGGAGGAAGGUUGUGAUGCUUUGUGUGCUGCAGGAGAAAUCCACUGCGACUGCCACUAUCCUGAAGACUUUGAUGAAGAUGGAAGUUUGUCCUCUCUUGAGGAGCACAGUGACCACUCGGGGCCCCCAAUGAGGAGCAACUCUGCGGAGUCUGUUGUAUUCCCAGAGGCUUCUGAUGUCUCAGAACAAGUUGAAUAUCCAGAUGACUUCGAGGAAGCCGAGGUGGAAGAAGAAUACGAGGGUGACGCAGCCUUCGACCACACUGCCGCUUAUCAGCAGCCACAUGAUGACGCGCUGGAGGAGUUUCAGCUCUGUGAUGCUGGAGGAUUGACCGUCACUGUGAAAGCAUUGAAGGAAAAGGGCUAAAAAAAACACCCUUAAGAACCUUAUAUUGCAAUAGAUGGGUAAAUAGAGGGGCUGUUGAG
Morone saxatilis (striped sea-bass) is the source of this 1454-nucleotide messenger RNA. It is a transcript of the gene nek12, whose product is annotated as NIMA-related kinase 12. Gene Ontology annotation, biological process: protein phosphorylation. Gene Ontology annotation, molecular function: ATP binding; protein kinase activity. The record is from RefSeq and is a predicted model, not a curated record. Bases 79 to 1395 code for a protein of 438 amino acids. NCBI's taxonomy places the organism in Eukaryota, Metazoa, Chordata, Actinopteri, Moronidae. The transcript has 2 exons.